This is a messenger RNA of Orbicella faveolata, 592 nucleotides long. Its product is annotated as putative ribosome biogenesis protein RLP24. Gene Ontology annotation, molecular function: structural constituent of ribosome. The record is from RefSeq and is a predicted model, not a curated record. Gene Ontology annotation, cellular component: nucleolus. Gene Ontology annotation, biological process: ribosomal large subunit biogenesis. Lineage: Eukaryota; Metazoa; Cnidaria; Anthozoa; Scleractinia; Merulinidae.
AACUUUCCUUUUUUCCGGACUUCUUUUCAAAGCAACAUGCGUCUUGAGAAGUGUUAUUUCUGUUCGUCCACAAUAUAUCCAGGACAUGGAACAGUAUUUGUAAGGAACGACUGUAAAAUCUUUAGAUUUUGCCGUUCCAAAUGCCAUAAGAACUUCAAGAUGAAACGAAAUCCACGUAAAAUCAAGUGGACCAAAGCCUUCAGAAAGGCAGCAGGCAAAGAGCUUGCCAUAGACAGUGCAUUUGAAUUUGAAAAGAAAAGAAAUGUUCCAGUGAAAUACAACCGUGAGCUGUGGUCUAACACAGUGAGAGCCAUGAAGAGAAUAGAAGAAAUCAGAAGCAAGAGGCAAGAUCUUCACAUCAAAAACAGGUUAAAGCCUGACAAACAACUUAGAAAGGAGUCUGAGAUGAAGGAGGUCAAACAAGGAAUCACACUCAUUGCACCGCCAGUUGAGAAAAGAAAACUUGGACAAAAGAUCUCACAAGUUAUGCAAGAAGCUGAGAGUAUGGAAACGGAAGACUAAGACGAGCGUAAGACCACUGACUCUAUCCUGACACUGUUGAAUAAAAUAAAGAAUCUUGACUGAAUAAUAA